Messenger RNA from Brienomyrus brachyistius, 3112 nucleotides. RefSeq names its product brain-specific angiogenesis inhibitor 1-associated protein 2-like. Gene Ontology annotation, cellular component: nucleoplasm; cytosol. Gene Ontology annotation, biological process: plasma membrane organization; actin crosslink formation; positive regulation of actin filament polymerization. The record is from RefSeq and is a predicted model, not a curated record. NCBI's taxonomy places the organism in Eukaryota, Metazoa, Chordata, Actinopteri, Osteoglossiformes, Mormyridae. Gene Ontology annotation, molecular function: cytoskeletal adaptor activity; protein binding.
CUGCAGGUUGACAGCGCAGCUUCUCCCUAUCCCCGUCCGGAGACUGCGUGCGGGGGCUGGUGUGGGUGCAGCCAGCGAUCGGCAGUGUUAUAAAAGCUGCGGUGCUUCGCAAGGCAGGAGCGUGCGAGUAUUUCUGCAGCCGCCUAUUCCGCGCCUGAUUUUUUUUUUUUUUUUUUUUUUACGGAUUGUGUCCCCCACCACAUCGUCCCCUUCCCCCCCUCUCGGAUAACUCUUCUCUGAUAAGGAAAGUCUGGUGUAUGGUUUUGGCUGAAGCUCCCAAGAUGUCUCGUACCGACGAGGUCCACCGUAUAACGGAGAAUGUCUACAAGACCAUCAUGGAGCAGUUCAACCCCUGCCUGCGGAACUUCGUUGCCAUGGGGAAGAACUACGAGAAGGCCCUCUCCAGUGUGACAUUUGCCGCCAAGGGCUACUUCGACGCUCUCGUGCGGAUGGGAGAGCUGGCCAGCGAGAGUCAAGGCUCCAAGGAUCUUGGGGACGUGCUGUUCCAGAUGGCUGAAGUUCAUCGACAGAUCCAGGUUCAGCUAGAGGAGAUGCUGAAGUCGUUCCACAACGAGCUGCUGACCGAGCUGGAAAAGAAGGUGGAGCUGGAUGCCCGUUACCUGACCGCAGCGCUGAAGAAGUACCAGAUGGAGCAUAAGAGCAAAGGUGAGAGCCUGGAGAAAUGCCAGGGGGAGCUGAAGAAGCUGCGGAGGAAGAGCCAGGGGAGCAAGAACCCGUCCAAGUAUAGCGACAAGGAGAUUCAGUACGUGGAGACCAUCGGCAGCAAGCAGAGCGACCUUGACAGCUACAUCGCCGAGAGCUACAAGACGGCGCUCUCAGAGGAGAGGAGGAGGUACUGCUUCUUAGUGGAUCGCCAGUGUGCCGUGGCCAAGAACAGCAACGCCUACCAUGGCAAGGGCAAAGAUCUCCUGACCCAGAAGAUCCCGACCUGGCAGCAGUCCUGCUCGGACCCCAACAAGCUCCCAGAGCGAGCCAUCAUCCUUGCCCAGCAGCUGACCGCGCGCGGAGGCGGCCUCAUCUCCAGCCCUGUGCACUCCUCCAAAAGCAAUCUAGUCAUCUCAGACCCCAUCCCCGGGCCCCAGCCGCUGCCGGUGCCCCCCGAGCUGGCGGCCUUCAUGGGUAGCUCCCAGAGGAUGCUGGGAGCGGACGGAAUGUCCCUGAUGAACGGCACGACGGGGGUCCAUGGGGAUGAGUACCAGCACUGGGCCGAGGGCCCAGUGGGCCAGGUACGGUCAUCCUCCCCCCAGCCCCAAGCCCAGACCCAGAGGCAGGUCAGCGACGUGUACUCCAACACGCUGCCUGUCCGCAAGCCGGCUCCCGCCAAGAGCAAGGCUUCCGUGGGUGAGCCGAGGACACUGCCCAGGUCCAGCUCAAUGGCGGCAGGACUGGAGCGUAAUGGCCGGACUCGCGUGCAGGCCAUCUUCUCCCACACCGCUGGAGAUAACCGCACACUGCUGAGUUUCACCGAGGGUGACAUCAUCACGCUGCUGGUUCCAGAGGCACGGGACGGCUGGCACUAUGGCGAGAAUGAGAAGAACAAGAUGCGUGGUUGGUUCCCCUUCUCCUACACGCGUGUCCUGCCAGACAGUGAGAGCGACAAGCUGAGAGUCAACCUGCACCAUGGGAAGAGCAGCAGCACGGGGAACCUGCUGGAGCGGGACGACUUGGGCUUUCCAGCGGCCGACUACGGCCUGACAGCCCGCAUGCUAGCGCAGAACCUGGCUCACAGCAGGCCCCGCCCCUACAGUGUGGCGCUGUCGGGCUUCUCACAGCCAGCACAUGAUGGGUACGAAGACCGGUUUCCUAUAAGUUUGAGUCCAGAGCUUUCCCGCUUUUGAGAGCACAGCAACUCCCCACUCUAUACCAGAUGUGAGCCCCAUACCCCUUGCCCCGGAUGUCCAGUUCUACUAGCUAUGACAUGUCCAGGACAGCCGAAACCUCCUCUGCCUCCACCGGACCCGGAUGGGACCAGGCACCUUGUUCUCCCCCCCCCACCCCCCCACCCCCAGUCCCACCACACCUGGACAGUCUUUGAUGUGUCGGUAACAUUCUGCACAGGGUCUUCGCACAAAAAAAAAAGGGACUGAAGGAUACUCUACUCGUUUCUGGUUUCUUUUGUAUAUUGACCAAUGGUGGUGUUGUCAUUCCUUUUCAUCCUCACCCCCCGCCCCCCAAAGCUCUGGGACUCCCAAGAACCCCCCCCCCCCCCCCCCAAUUGUACACCUUAAUGGCUCAAAUGACUUUGCCUUUCAUUAUAACUCUGCACCUUAGAGCGCUUUUGAGAAGCAACUUUUUACAACUCUGUAAUUGUAUAAAUACAAGCUCCCCAAUUGCUUAAUUGCACUCUAAGUAUUUGCUUCAAAAAUUUAUGUAUGUAUUUUGAAUGUAGGGUUUAGUGAAGAAUGUAUAUGUUUAGCCUUGGAUAGGUAUGGAUCUAAUAUUUUAAUGGGGACUCGGACCAAACAAAAUGCUCCUCUCUUUUUGACGUUUAUUUAUAAAAGUUUUGGCAUGAUUCCUGUCUGUUCUACUUUGCUGUAGAGGUUUUUAAAUGGGGUAGGUCUCUCUUUGGAGUCCGCCCUGCUUAAACCAUCCACAGUCAACUUCUGAAUCAUUCUGUGGUGGCAGGUCUGUACAAAUGCUUAUCUUCUUUUAAUAACGAUGUAAAUUUUGUUCGUUUCAGCAGUAAGUUGUUCUAAGACAUGGCAUCACUCAGUAGACAGGCUUUAGAUUUAGUGAGCUUUUUAAGGUCUUUAACACAAUAUGUAAUGCCUACAAGGGAGGAGAAAUACAGUGGCUUUUGUUCGCAAGAGAUACGGGCACCAUUCGGCGAAUGAAUGGAUUUAAUACUUUGUUGACAGUGUUUGGAAGACUCUGCCCUACAGCUGGACAUCUUGGCUCGUUCCCUCCUCCGUGGCGAGUCAGGACCGGUGUGUACUUGGUGCUCAGUGUCACCGCUCCACCGCGGCUGACGUCGACAGUGUCGAUGGCACAUGUCCAGACCAGAGGGAUUUAUAGAAAUACCUUGGUUGUGUUUUUCUUUUUAAUGGAAGCAUGUCAGGGGGAAAAAAUAAAAAAUUAUUCUUGCUCAUAA